Molecule: messenger RNA, 1455 nt
Organism: Saccharomyces kudriavzevii IFO 1802
Lineage: Eukaryota; Fungi; Ascomycota; Saccharomycetes; Saccharomycetales; Saccharomycetaceae
Gene: TRP3
Product: bifunctional anthranilate synthase/indole-3-glycerol-phosphate synthase
Exons: 1
Coding region: 1-1455 (484 amino acids)
Biological process (GO): L-tryptophan biosynthetic process
Cellular component (GO): cytosol
Molecular function (GO): indole-3-glycerol-phosphate synthase activity
Source: RefSeq, a predicted model, not a curated record
AUGUCUGUGCACGCUGCAACAAACCCAAUUAAUAAGCAUGUGGUUUUAAUCGACAACUACGACUCCUUCACAUGGAACGUUUACGAGUAUUUGUGCCAAGAGGGCGCCAAAGUCAGCGUCUACCGUAACGAUGCAAUCACAGUUCCUGAAAUCGCCGCUUUGAGCCCCGACACGUUGCUUAUUUCGCCCGGACCAGGCCACCCAAAGACGGAUUCCGGUAUCUCAAGAGACUGUAUAAAGUACUUUGCUGGAAAAAUUCCAGUCUUUGGGGUCUGCAUGGGCCAGCAAUGUAUGUUCGACGUCUUUGGUGGUGAAGUUACAUACGCGGGUGAAAUUGUCCACGGUAAAACAUCACUCAUCACCCACGAUAACUGUGGGAUUUUUAAGAACGUGCCCCAAGGUAUUGCAGUGACGAGAUACCACUCUUUAGCUGGUACCGAAGCAUCCCUGCCAUCCUGCCUCAAGGUUACUGCUAGCACGGAAAAUGGCAUCAUCAUGGGUGUGAGACAUAAGAAGUAUACAGUGGAAGGUGUGCAGUUCCAUCCAGAAUCCAUCUUGACCGAAGAGGGUCACUUGAUGAUUAGAAAUAUUCUGAACAUUAAUGGUGGCACAUGGGAGGAGAAUGGCUCGUCUCCUUCAAACUCUAUUUUGGAUCGCAUCUAUGCUCAACGUAAAAUUGAUGUUAAUGAACAAUCUAAAGUCCCAGGUUUCACUUUGCAAGAUUUACAAUCAAAUUAUAACUUAGGUCUUGCUCCACCGGUACAGGACCUCCACGCAAAACUGUCAUCAUCUCACAACAGAGCCGCCGUUCUUGCUGAAGUCAAGCGCGCAUCUCCCUCAAAGGGUCCUAUCUGCCUAAAGGCCGUUGCUGCUGAACAGGCUUUGAAAUACGCGGAGGCUGGGGCUUCGGCCAUCUCCGUAUUGACUGAACCCCAUUGGUUCCAGGGGUCAUUGCAGGAUUUAGUCAAUGUGAGAAGAAUUGUAGACUUGAAAUUCUCCCCCAAGGAGAGACCUUGCAUUCUAAGAAAAGAAUUUAUCUUCAGCAAGUAUCAAGUCCUAGAAGCAAGAUUGGCAGGGGCUGACACCAUCCUUCUAAUAGUCAAGAUGUUAUCUCAGCCCUUAUUAAAGGAGCUGUACGAUUACAGUAGAAAGUUAAACAUGGAGCCUCUUGUGGAGGUAAAUUCCAAAGAGGAGUUACAGCGGGCUUUGGAGAUUGGCGCUAAAGUUAUAGGUGUCAAUAAUAGGGAUCUACACUCAUUUAACGUGGACCUAAACACCACCAGCAAUCUUGUAGAAUCUACUCCUAAGGAGGUUCUUUUGAUUGCUCUUUCGGGAAUCACCACGAAGGAAGAUGCGGAGAAAUAUAAGAAAGAAGGUGUUCAUGGAUUUUUGGUGGGUGAGGCGUUGAUGAAAUCAACCGAUGUAAAGAAGUUUAUUCAUGAACUAAGCGAGUGA